This is a messenger RNA of Lasiodiplodia theobromae, 2250 nucleotides long. Its product is annotated as Oxidosqualene:lanosterol cyclase. Lineage: Eukaryota; Fungi; Ascomycota; Dothideomycetes; Botryosphaeriales; Botryosphaeriaceae. Gene Ontology annotation, biological process: ergosterol biosynthetic process; triterpenoid biosynthetic process. The transcript has 3 exons. The record is from RefSeq and is a predicted model, not a curated record. Gene Ontology annotation, molecular function: lanosterol synthase activity. Gene Ontology annotation, cellular component: lipid droplet. Bases 1 to 2250 code for a protein of 749 amino acids.
AUGGCCAGAACCACGCAGAUCCGACAGGAACACGACGCAGACGCGAAGCAACCCGGCGCCGCUGCUGCCAAUGGAUCCGCAAACGGUACCGUGAGGUCUCCCGUCGACCCCAGCGAGAAAACAGACUACACGCGGUGGAGACUGCUGGACCAGAACGGUCGCCAGACGUGGCACUACCUGGAGUCGGAUGAGGAGAUUGCAAAAUGGCCACAGACCACUGCGGAUAAGUACUUCCUAGGCUUGGACACGAACCUCCCCGAGCUGCCUCCCGCGAAGACACCCGUCCAGGCCGUCAACAAUGGCCUGUCCUUCUUCUCCCAGCUCCAGCUGCCCUCCGGUCAGUGGGCCUGUGAAUAUGGCGGUCCCAUGUUCUUGCUUCCCGGUCUGGUGAUAACUUGGUACGUCACCAAGACCCCGAUCCCGGCCGCCUACAAGACAGAGAUCAAGAACUAUCUGUUCUCGCGACAACACCCCGAGGACGGCGGUUGGGGACUGCAUAUUGAGGGCCGGAGCUCGGUGUUCGGCACCGCGUGCAAUUACGCCGUGCUACGCUUGCUUGGUGCCGAUGCAGAGGAUCCCAGGGUGGUGAAGGCUAGAGCAUGCUUGCACAAGAUGGGUGGUGCCGUCAAUGGCCCGCACUGGUCCAAAUUCUGGCUCAGCGUUCUCGGCGUCACACCCUGGGACAUUGUCAACCCUGUGCCGCCUGAGCUGUGGUUACUGCCUGACUGGGUUCCGAUCGCACCUUGGCGCUGGUGGAUCCACAUGCGUAUGGUUUACCUGCCCAUGGGGUACAUUUGGUCCAAGAAAUGGUCGUAUCAGCCCGACAAGGUUGUGCUUGCACUGCGCCAGGAGCUCUUCACCCAGCCUUGGGAGAGCAUCAACUGGGCUUCGCAUAGGAACAGCAUCUCGGUGCAUGAUAAUUACCACCCGAAGACCUGGAUACUGAACACCAUCAACUGGGGGUUGGUCAACAUCUGGAACCCUUAUUUGAGGCCAAACUUCCUGUCCAAACGUGCUGAAGAUUGGGUCUGGAGGCUGGUGCAGUACGAAGACCACAACACCGGCUACAAUGAUCUUGCUCCUGUCAGCGCCCCCAUGAACCUCCUCUGCUGCUACAUCCAGGAGGGGCCGGACAGCUACUCGGUAAGAAAGCAUCGCGAAAAUAUCCUCAUCUACUUCUGGGUGAAGAAUGAGGGCAUGCUCGCAAAUGGUACCGACGGCGUGCAAAUCUGGGACACAUCGUUCCUCAUCCAGGCGGCAUAUGAAGCAGGUGUUUGUGAGGACCCUCGCUGGAGGCCAGUACUCACCAAGGCUUUGACUUUCCUUGAAAAGCAACAGAUCCGUGAGGAUAUUCACGAGGCGGACAAGUGCUACAGACACAAGCGAAAGGGUGCUUGGGCUUUCAGCACGAAGGACCAAGGCUACCCCGUGUCCGACUGCACCGCCGAAGGACUGAAGGCUGUGUUGCAGCUGCAAAGCAUCCCCGGCUACCCUGAGCUGGUCUCGGAAGAGCGAUUGAAGGAUUCGGUGGACCUGCUACUCACCAUGCAGAACCCGUCCGGCGGCUGCUCGUCCUACGAGCCGACCCGCGGUUCGGAGCUGAUGGAGUACCUCAACGCCGCCGAAGUCUUCGACCGCAUCAUGGUCGAGUACGACUAUCCCGAGUGCACGACGGCAGUCGUCACGGCACUAUGCGCGGCGCGCACGCGGUGGCCGGACUACCGCGCAGCAGAGAUCGAAGCCUUCAUUCAGAGGGCACUGGCGUACAUCCGGCGCGCACAGCGUGCAGACGGCAGCUGGUAUGGCAGCUGGGGCAUCUGCUUCACGUACGCAGGCAUGUUCGCGCUCGAGUCGCUGGGUUGCGUGGGCGAGACGUACGCCAACUCGGAGCGUGUGCGUCGCGCGUGCAAGUUCUUCGUCGAUCGCCAGAUGGCCGAUGGCGGCUGGGGCGAGAGCUACAGGAGCUCCGAGGAGAUGCGCUGGGUCAACCACGAACAGAGCCAGGUUGUGCAGACGGCGUGGGCCGCCAUCGGCCUCAUGGAAGCCCAGUAUCCCGAUAAGGACGUCAUCACUCGUGCCAUCAGGCUGAUCAUGCAGAGGCAGCAGGCUAAUGGCGAGUGGCUACAGGAGGCCAUCGAGGGCGUGUUCAACAACAGCUGCAUGAUUUCUUACCCGAACUACAAGUUCAUCUUCACGAUGAAGGCGCUGGGCAUGUACGCGAAGAAGUACGGCGACGAGGCUUUGCUUUAG